AUGCAAGAGAAUGCCAAAAAAAGAUCUAUAGGAACGAAAGGAAAAAUAACCAGUAGUAGUAAUAUAGACGACAAUAACAUAAAAAAUGUAGUUGAGUAUGAAGAUUUAUCAGAUGAUCAGGAUACUCAAGUAAAGAGAAUUAAAGUCAAUGAUAAAUCGGUACCGUCUUCUGAUACAACUGAAAAACUAUCAAAGGAUAAUAAUACGCUUCCGGCUGAUUUUUUUGAUAAUUCUUCUAAAACAUCGUCGAGCCAACAAGAAAAAACCACUAAUGAAAAACUAUCAAAGGAUAAUAGUACGCUGCCAGCUGAUUUUUUUGAAAAUUCUUCUAAAAUAUCGUCGAGCCAACAAGAAAAAACCACUAAUGAAAUUGAAGAAGAGUGGAUCCUAUUUCAAAAGCUGAUAUCUAAAGAAACACAAGUUAGUAAUCAAAUCGCGUACGAGGAUGAAGAAGAAUUGCAACGUGAUAGGGAUGAAAUGUUAGACCGUGAACAAGAAAUGUGUUUUAAGAGAUCAGAACGAUUAAAGGAAGUUGCCAAAAAAGUUCGUGAGAAUCGGGAGCACAAAAUGGCAGUAUUGCUUUAUGAUAUUCAAAAUAUCUUCGACAUUCAAGAUUAUCUUUGUUAUUAUUAA
Messenger RNA from Dentiscutata erythropus, 633 nucleotides. The record is from the annotation of a GenBank genome assembly. Lineage: Eukaryota; Fungi; Glomeromycota; Glomeromycetes; Diversisporales; Gigasporaceae.